CGCGCGCAGCCUCUCCGUUUUCCUGGUGCGCCGCGCUCACCCACCCGUGCCAUGAGCAGCGCCUCCACGCCGGGUCCCGCGCCCGCCUGCCUCACCCUGUGGGAGGAGGAGGACUUCCAGGGCCGCCGCUGCCGGCUGCUGAGCGACUGCACGAACGUGGGCGAGCGCGGAGGGUUGCGCAGGGUGCGCUCCGUCAAGGUGGAAAACGGCGCUUGGGUAGCCUUCGAGUACCCCGACUGCCAGGGACAGCAGUUCAUCCUGGAGAAGGGAGACUACCCGCGCUGGAGCGCCUGGAGCGGCAGCAGCGGCCAUCACAGCAACCAGCUGCUGUCCUUCAGGCCGGUGCUCUGCGCAAACCACAGUGACAGUCGCGUGACACUGUUUGAAGGGGAGAACUUCCAAGGCUGCAAGUUCGAACUCAGCGAUGAUUACCCAUCCCUACCCUCCAUGGGAUGGGCCAGUAAGGAGGUGGGCUCCCUCAAAGUCAGCUCUGGAGCUUGGGUGGCCUACCAGUAUCCUGGCUACCGGGGUUACCAGUACAUACUGGAGCGGGACCGGCACAGCGGCGAGUUCCGGAACUAUGGCGAGUUCGGCACGCAAGCCCACACAGGACAGCUGCAGUCCAUCCGGAGAGUCCAGCACUAGGUUGGCCAGCCACAGAUGCCACCUGCCUUAGGGAUCCUCAAUAAAGACUUCCAAACCUACCUGCC
Messenger RNA from Ochotona curzoniae (black-lipped pika), 710 nucleotides. RefSeq names its product crystallin beta A2 (gene CRYBA2). Bases 52 to 645 code for a protein of 197 amino acids. NCBI's taxonomy places the organism in Eukaryota, Metazoa, Chordata, Mammalia, Lagomorpha, Ochotonidae. The record is from RefSeq and is a predicted model, not a curated record. The transcript has 5 exons. Gene Ontology annotation, biological process: lens development in camera-type eye; visual perception. Gene Ontology annotation, molecular function: structural constituent of eye lens.